Molecule: messenger RNA, 1260 nt
Organism: Opisthorchis viverrini
Lineage: Eukaryota; Metazoa; Platyhelminthes; Trematoda; Opisthorchiida; Opisthorchiidae
Exons: 7
Coding region: 1-1260 (419 amino acids)
Biological process (GO): regulation of alternative mRNA splicing, via spliceosome
Source: RefSeq, a predicted model, not a curated record
AUGAUUGGUAAACCAGAGCAGAAGGUUUAUGGCCUAAGUUUCCCAACCAGGACCGCGAAAGAGAAACCGAAAACACUUGUCGAAUCGGUAUUUGCUGCUGAGUCAGACGAAGAGGCGGAUGCUGCACAGCUGAAACCACUGAAAGUUCAGUCCAGUACACAGUCGAGCCAUGCGAAGCUCCACAGAAAGACGAAAUCCGAUUAUGAGAAGGCAAUAGAAGAAGACCCUUCGGUGUUCCAGUAUGAUGAGAUCUACGACGAUAUACGUAGUGAGAAAGAUCGUCAGGUGAGCGACAUUUUGGGAGGAUCGAAAAAGGAGUCUAAAUACGUUGGUCGAUUAUUGAAGACGGCGGAAGAACGAAAGUUAGAACGUGAGCUAUGCCUCGAAAGAAAGGCUCAGAAAGAGAUUGAGGCUGAUGCUGAACAGUAUGGUGACAAGGAGGCAUUUGUCACUUCGGCUUACAAGGAGAAACUGAAGCAGCUUCGGGAGCUAGUCUCAAAGCGAGAAGAAGAACAGAUCCGCGAGGACUACAUGGAUAUUACGAAGCAGCAAGGAUUGGGUGGUUUCUAUCGAUACAUGUACCAGCAUGGAAUGAAAUCCGAAGAAACUGCAAGUUCUAGUAGUCAUGUGGAUAAUCAGGAGCGUGUGAAGCUUGAACAGAGCGAUGAAACCGAGAAACACAGAGCAUCUGGUGAGAAGCACGGAAGCUCAAAACAGGAUAAUGCAGCUUCCGAAUCAAGCAACCGUCCCAAUCGGUGCAGUCCCAAACCAAGGUCUUCAAGAGGUGAACGACCAGGAAUGUCUUCCAGAGAUUCUCAUCAUUCUUCACGUCGAUCUCCCACUGCGCGACAUGAAAGUAGUCGGCAGAGGGAAGGCGCUGAACGGGACCGGACACGCUCCCCAAAAAAGCCUCACUCCUCUGACAGACACGUCGACUCUGGCCAACCGCUUGACAAAAGCCAGGAAACAACCGCUCCAGAAACCGCGAGAUUUCCCGCAGAGUCGAAAAAUUCCCGACCAGCAGAUUCAAAAGGUGGUUCACAGCAAGUUCAACGCCAGACCGCCGACCCUAACUACAUUUACGCUCGACCGCGAGUCACCACUGACGCACAGUUGGAAGAAGCGCGACAACGGUACUUGGCUCGUAAGGCUGCCGGGAUACACCCCGUGAUAGUAGACUCCGAUAGUGAGGGUGGGAAACCUAAGGAAGAGGCCGAACCCCCCCCCCCGUCUAUCUCCCGUGUACAGUGCUCCUAUUAA